Messenger RNA from Fopius arisanus, 3793 nucleotides. RefSeq names its product trailer hitch (gene tral). Bases 105 to 1682 code for a protein of 525 amino acids. Gene Ontology annotation, biological process: P-body assembly; cytoplasmic stress granule assembly. Gene Ontology annotation, cellular component: P-body. Gene Ontology annotation, molecular function: mRNA binding. The transcript has 6 exons. Lineage: Eukaryota; Metazoa; Arthropoda; Insecta; Hymenoptera; Braconidae. The record is from RefSeq and is a predicted model, not a curated record.
UCUUGGGAGGCCUGAGCAACGGUGUCGGCUUGCUGGCUUUGUCAGAUGAUGUCGCGUAUCCUUUAACAUCGCAUCAAUCGUCGUUAAACUAAUAUCCAACCAAGAUGAGUGCUGGAAUGCCAGAGCUGGGCUCGAAGAUCAGCCUAAUAUCGAAGGCGGACAUAAGAUACGAGGGAAGACUGUUCACCGUUGAUCCACACGAGUGCACAAUCGCCCUUGCCAAUGUACGCUCUUUUGGAACGGAGGACAGGGAGACGCAGUUCGCAGUGGCUCCCCAGAAUCAAGUGUAUGAGUAUAUUCUCUUCAGGGGUUCGGAUAUCAAGGAUAUUCGAGUUGUCAAUAAUGUCAACACAUUGCCCAAUGAUCCGGCUAUUGUGCAGAUGACGGUGCAACCGUCGAUGGGCCAACAAUCCUAUCAGCCCCAGCCAGGAUAUGGACAUCCAAUGAUGCCCCAGAUGGGUCCAAUGGGGGGUCAGUACGGUGGGCCGUACGGUAUGGCGAUGGGUGCAAUGGGUCCAGUGAUGGGAAUGCCAGGUGCUGGAAGAGAUCCCCGCGCACCCAUGAACAAACCCAACAGUGAGUUGGGCCCUGGCCCUGGUGAACCAAGCAUCAUCAAUAUCCCCAAUUCUCUACCAACGGCCAACGUCAAGCCGUUGACAAAAGAUCAAUCUCUGGAAGAUGGUGUUUUGGAGAUGCUGAGUGGAGCAUCGCGAUCGACGACUCCCACGUCGUCUCUGCUAAACCGAAAGAGUCCCACGAACGAUCAAAGCACUCAGGUCACUCAGCAACGCCAAGCGUCCCAGCAGAAUCAGCAGGUAGCUGGUGGCAAAGGGUCAGAUAAGUCGACUAACAGGACUGUCCAACCGCCCCACCGAGAGCGUGAUACUCACUCGAGAGGCCGCACUGGCAGCGGAAUGUCUCAGUACAGUGACUCCAAGAGGGAUCAAAUGCACCAGGCUGGACAGAUGCAACGUCGCAAUGUACAUACCGGUCAGGGAGGUCCUCGUGGCAAUCGUGGUGGCUGGAUCCCGCGUGGCAAUAUUGCACGUGGACGAGGCAGAGGCGGUCGUGGUGGCGUCUUCCGUUCCAAUCAACCAGGCAAUGCUAUAGAAAAGCCCACGAAUACACUCACAUUCGAUAAUGAUUAUGACUUUGAACAAGCCAAUACUGAGUUCGAGGAGUUGAGAUCUCGACUGGCAAAAACCAAGAUUGACGCAGGUGCUGAGAACGAGAAGAAAGAUGACAGUGGUAACGAAACAGGUGCUGGUGAGAACGAGCAGGAGGAGGAAUCGGACGUGGUGCACUACGACAAGUCGAAAUCGUUCUUCGACAACAUCAGCUGCGAAGCAGUUGAGAGGAGUAAAGGAAGAUCUCAACGUACGGACUGGAGAAUAGAGAGAAAACUCAACUCUGAGACUUUCGGUGUGUCAUCAACGAGACGUGGGGGAUUCUUCCGUGGACGCGGAUACUACCUCAAUCGUGGAAUGCCUGGGGGUAUGUACCGUGGAAACAGUGGUGGACAGAUGGGUGGAUAUCGUGGCAACUACAGGGGACAACGUGGUGGCAACAACGCCAAUCGCAAACCCGGACAGAAUCAGAAUAAUGCCAAUCAGAAUCGUAAUAGCAACGAACAGACCAGUCAACCACAGCAGACCAGUCGUCUCAUAUCUGGCACCGUAUAAAAAAAACCACUGGUAUCACUCACCAACAAUCAUUCUCCCCUUACCCGUUAAAUAAUUUAGAUGAUGUCGAGGAAUUUCCAUUAUCGAGGGUUUAAAGCAACAGUCGACGAAUGUGAAACAAUUUAUAAGUAUUUACCGUAGAUUAAGAUUUUUACGAUAUGCGCUUUCAUGUCAACAAAAAAAAAACAAAUUGAACAUAGGAUUUUUGAAUCAAUAACCACCCACUAUUGGACUGAUUAAUGAGAGUUUCGUUUUGAGUGGGAAUUCAAAAUAAUUAAUGUCGCGUAUUGGUUAUCGUUGGGCGAUUAUAUGUCGAUAUCUGGGGAAGGGAUUACAUUUCUUGCAGAUACAUGAACAAAUGUUAAUGGAGUACAAUGAGUUUGGGGAGAUGAUUAUGAUAAUGAAGUUGAAGUUUUGUCUGCGACUUCAAACUGGCUGUAUUUUAAACGUAAUCAUGGGACAUAGAUUUGUAAAAAGGGUUCGAGGAAAUUGCAGUGAAAUUAUUUGGAUCUGUUAAUUGGCUCUCAGUGUUUUCCCUUCACUUCAGUUUUGUGACAAAAGUACUGGAAUUGGCAUGAAAUUAAUUGAUUUAAUGAGAAAGGUUGUACGAUGCUGGAUUUUUUUUUAAUUAAUUGGGAUUUGCUGGUUUGUAUCCGCACAGACGGAAGUCGAUGGAAUAUUUUAUUGCCAGAAGGAAAGAGGGGAAACAUUGGGAAUGAUAAUUGUAAUAAUUAACAAUGCAUACCACGAGUUUAGGGUUUCGUGGUAGAUGGAAAGAUACGACUAAUUAUUUGGCGUCGAAUUAACAAUAAUUAGAUUGAAGUGUAAAAAAGACGAUGAAUACCGAAACAAGCUUGAGGAACAGCUUAUCGGUGUAAAAUGCCUUUUGCGUGGUAUAUAUAAUAUGUAAUAAAUGUGAAAAUUACGAGAUGAAAUGGGAAAUGAGGAAUCUACGAUGUUUUGCAGAGAAAAGAGAGAAAAUACUGGAAAAAAUACAGUGUAUCGUAAAAUAGUCAAUUUUUGGUGGGCGCUUGAUGAAUAAAAUGAAUGAAAUUUGAAAAAAAAAAAAUGUCUCGUUGCCGGAACGACGAAAUACCGAAACGAAUGAAUCUACCUAAUUAAAAUUAAACAAAUCGGUACAAUUGUCACAUAAAUUAAUGAUUGAGGAUAAAUUUAUUAAUCAGCGCGGUCAGAAAUAACGAAGAUAUUCAAAUGCAAACGAAGAAAAAAUAGUUAUUUACUCAUGGGAAUACGCAUUACAAUUAUUAUUGAUUAUUUACUAUUAUAAUUUCUUUUUUUUUUACAAUAAUAAAUAGGCAUGAAGACAGGGGAAGUAAAAGGGUAGGAGGGGCGGGAGGGGGGUGAGAUAAAAAAAAAUCGCCUGAGCCCAAAUAAAUAGAAUUAGGAGACGAUGCGCGAUUGAUUCUGAAAAAUAAAACAGCCUAGAACUUUGAUACUUGUUGACCAUAAAAAUGAUUAAUCAGGGAAAUAAAAAAGGCCAGAUGAAUUGAACAAUUGCGUUGUUAGGUUUUUUAUUGUAUUUACCGAGGGGUUUAUUCUUUUGAUCUUACAGAACGUCUGGACUAGCGUGAGUGUGUGCCAGAAUUCAGUGAAUAUGAUUGCACAGUGAUUAUUGUCGUAGACAAGGUAGAAAUGAAUAUGGGAAAAAAAUAGGGGGAAAAAUGAUUAAUUAAUAAUACAAAGUGGUAAAUUGUUCGCGGCUGUUAUUUUUGUAUGGUCCCCUAAAUGGGUCCCGUCUCAAAUAAGUAUAUAUAUAUGCAUAUAAUACAUGAAACAAUGGAGGGAAAGGCGGAGAUACAAAACAUACACACAUGAACGUUCGCUGUUUAGAGGAAUUAAGUCAAUGGGAAAAAAGUAUCAGCUCAGAGUAGCCAAAUGAAUGAUUACCGAUGUAUGCAGUGAAAUCCGUCUUCAGGGGGAUGGAGAUACGAGUAAUAAAUGGGAGAACGUACGUUUUAUGUUUUUUUUUUCUCUGUCGCAUGUAAUUUUGCGGUUGAACGCGAUUAUUCCUGACAAUGAAUGUGUUUCUUUUGUACAGCGGAUAUUGUGAUUCCCCAAUGAUGAGAAUAAUAACGAAAUGAAGAAAUUAA